Messenger RNA from Colletotrichum navitas, 1308 nucleotides. RefSeq lists its product as uncharacterized. The record is from RefSeq and is a predicted model, not a curated record. The coding region runs from base 1 to 1308 and encodes 435 amino acids. The transcript has a single exon. NCBI's taxonomy places the organism in Eukaryota, Fungi, Ascomycota, Sordariomycetes, Glomerellales, Glomerellaceae.
AUGGCGAGACUACGAAAACGCACACGAGCCACGGUGCUCUCACUUCUCCUCGCCCCCGCCCACGCCGCUUCCAACCCCUCCGUCUUUGCACGGCAAGAAACAUGCACCGCCGACGGCUUCUCCCCCUGCGGCAAUGGUCUCCCAGGCAAUUUUUGCUGCGGGACAGGGACAAAGUGCAUCACCCUGGCCGGGAACACGACCGUGCUCUGCUGCCCGGAAGGAAGCACCUGCGAUAGAAUCUCGCCUAUCACCUGCAACAUCGAACUGCAGGACGCCGCGACGCAUCCCGAUGCACAGAUCAAGACAACAGCUCUCACCGGUAAGCUCGCCACCUGCGGCGUCGACAAGUGCUGUCCCUUUGGGUACACCUGCAAUCAGAACCAGCAGUGUGUGGUAGACCCGGACCAGACCAAGAAGCCCGAAAUCGUGUCCACCUCCAUCCCCGGCCCAACAUCCACCGGCGCCGCCCCGACCGUCAUCCCUACUGUCAUCCCUACCGUCAUCCCUACCGUCAUUCCCACCACCAUCGCCGCCAGCGCAACUCCCGACAACGUCAACAACAACGGCAACGACAACAACGCGGACGGCAGCACCUUCCCCACCGCCAUCGUUAUCGGGGUCCUCUGCGGCGUGCUGGCGGGUGUAGGUCUCGGCGUUGCCCUCCUUCUCUUCCUCGCCCGCCGCCGCCGCCGCAACGCUCCGUUCCAAAACGAGAAGAAGCGCAGUGGCGCCCCGCGGCCCUCGACGUCAACCUCGUCCUUUGGCAACAUCAUCUCCGACCCCAUCCCCAUAUCCGACUCCACCGUCCGGACCGACUUCAUCCUCAAGACCCCGUCCACAGUCAACUCCCGCGGGUCUACCACGUUCCCGACUCGUUACGGAGCCGGCGGCGCCGGUUACCACACCCGACUCUCAUCGACGGCGACGACGCUGGCGCACCAGCCCAUCGGCCUCGCCCGCAGCGACUCCGCACCGCGGACGCCGCCAAACAAGACGCCGGAGCGCGGUGUCCCCGUUCCACCUAUCCGCGGCAUGCGCCCCAACUCCGGAUCCCGGCGAUACCACCCUUCAAGUGUCCCGAGCCCGCUCUCCCCGCCGAAGCCUGGGUACAUCACGCGCGAGCCGAGCAGCGAGAGCAUCAACGUGUUUGCAGACCCGCGGACCGUCGGGGGCGAGAGGCCCGGGGCGAAGAGGAUGACGACGUUCACCGACAUGAUGGAGGAGGCGGAGCUCGGAGAGGUGAGGAGGGGGAAACCCUACGUUCUGCAGACGCCGCAGAUGCCUUCGAAGAUGAACCAUGUAAUCUGA